AUGGGCCCUUGGUGGGAAGAGCUCGCCUCGCUGUCCCAUUCAAGAACCGGUCACACAGCAGUGGAAGUCAACGGCAGCCUCGUGAUACACGGAGGGUACACGAGACAUCCCUUCCUUAUUGAUCAUAUCGAUGUCUGGCAACUCAUGUUGCAGAGCGGACCACCCUAUAGGUGGCAGGAGUUGACGACAUCUGGGUUGCGGCCCAAAAGACGGGCACAUUCUGCGGUGAUGCUUGGUGAGAAGAUGCUAGUGUUCGGUGGACACUAUGAUUCUGACCGUUACAUAUCUAGUGGCUUCUACGCUGGCUUCUCGAUACAAGUAUAUCCGAACGGACUGUGGCAGCUGACUUUUCUCCAGGAUGGCUCGGGCUCUUGGUCUGAGCUUAGCACUUCUCAGCGUCGCCCACCAGGAAGGUCCCACCACACGGCCGUAACCGUCUCAGAUGGCUCCAUGCUCGUGUUCGGAGGUUUCUACUGGCAGCCGGAACAGGCAGAGAAGUACAUGUCCGACGCUUGGCGGUUUCAGCUGGACGGUGAGAGCUCGGGCAUCUGGGAAAGCCUCUCCACCAAUGGAGGCCCCGAGGCAAGGUGGGACCAUGCUGCAGUGGGACUUCUCGACGGCUCAAUGCUCAUCUUUGGGGGCAGGGCCUCGACAGGUAUCCACUUCGACGACAUGUGGCUGUUGAGCCUGAGCCAAGGCAGCACGCACGUCUGGUCAGAGCUGAGAGUUGCUGGCGCCCGGCCCCCUCCGAGGUUCGCCAUCAUGGACCGAGCUGGAGUUGUCCUCGGCGGAGCGGAGAGCUGGAAUGGGACGGCGUGUGCAGCUUGUGACGCUGGGUACAACAGCCCGGGAUGUUCCACCUUCUGCGCAUUGGUCGUCUCAAGUAUGGACGUACCUCAUUUGCAAGUGACCCUGGAUGGCUUCGGUCUCAUCUCCAUGUCUUUGGCUCCGUCCACGUUGCCCGCGAACAUCUAUGAGACCACGGUUCGGUUUGUGGUCGACGUGGCUGAGAACUCGUCCAUCUUGAGCUGGGCGCCCGGCAGUUGCAACGAGCAAUGGGAGCGAAACAGCGACCUACUCCAGCUUGUCACGAACUACACGGGACGUGAUGUUGGCCCGUGCAGGCUUGAUGAGAGUAUGAACGAGAGCACGCUUAUCCGAGCUGGCGUCUUGGCGAUCUUCAUGGUGGCGACUUCCGGUGGGGGGGAGCUUGCUGCGGCGCAAUGGAACAUCCCCGUGCAGCUCGACUUCCCCAGGGACGUCGUCGGCAUCUUCAGCACCGAGCUGACAGCCGUUGCGCUGAAGCAGAUCCAAGGGUUCAAUGUGCACUUGGGGCAGUUUAGUUCCACACUCAAGCUCUUCCGAGCGGCUGAGUUCAAGGACGAGCGAACCGUGGCCGUAUUUCAGUCGACCCAGCAUGCUUUUGCAGAGCAGCGCCUGGUGGGAGAUGGGCUGCACCUUUCGUUCCUGCGAGCUUGGCUCUCCGACUCAUCAGCCGCAGAAGCCAGUGCCAUCCACACGCUGGAUGCCGAAGUGUUGCAGGAAGGGCUUGGGGGCGUUGUGCGCAUCAAGGCUCAGAUGAUGGUUUGCCCAGAUUGCUACCUCCACAUCUUGAGCAAGGUCGAGAUGACAGGCAGUCGACUCUUGGAGGAACACUACUCUGCGGACUACAUUGCCGUUCAAGUGCCAACUCCACAAGCUUCGAUCGUCCAGGAUGCCGAGACUCCAUGGACUCCGAUCCUCAUCACCGCAGUGGGCCUCGUUCUCGGCCUUCUUUUUCUCGGCCUUUACAUGUUCUUUCGGAAGCCUUCGAUAGCUUCAGUUCACCUGGAGACCAGCCGGGAGGUUCGUGCCACCAUGCAAAGAAUCUUGGCCAUGGCGCCUCCAGAGGAACUAGGGCAUGGUCGGGAUGCACGCGGAGAUGGCUACACGAAGCUGCGCCUGCAGGAUGUCUGGCGGGUGAAUUGUGGACUUCACGCAGCAAGCUUUGCAAAGGAGCGGAGAAAGACAAGGAGAAAGUUGGCGAGAGCCCGCCUCAAAGCACUGGGAGGACAGAUUCCCAUGGUAGCGGUUGAGUUGGAUGAGGUGGUGAAGGACCUCAAAGACAUGAUCAAGACCGACUCAAGCAUCAAUGAGACCAUACUCUUGCAUGGGACCAACACUACCGGGUUGGAGGCCCUUCUUCAUGAGGGGCAACUGGAGAUGUUUUUGGAUCCCCGCUUUACCAGCAGGGACGCGUUUGGUCGAGGUGUGUAUUUUGCCGAAAAUGUGUGCAAGACCGACCAAUAUGCCAGUCCUGGGCUAAAGCCGGAUGAUGAUGGCAGAAUCAAGAAGCUCCUGUAUGGCGAAGCAGCUGCCAGCAAGGAGAUUCACUUCGUAUUCGUCUGCCGAGUGAUCCUGGGGCUGGCAGGCUACACACAAAAGACGAAGCCUUGCCCGGCCAUGCAUGGCAGGGAGGCCACGACCCUUGCGAAGGAAGGGAUGAACCUCUUGGAACCAUCAGCAGCGCAGAUGGUCACCAUCCCCAACACCGAUCCUCCUCUCAGAUACCAGUCCUUGGUUGCGGAGACUGGUCACUCGAUCCUUCGGUUUCGAGAGUUUGUGAUCUUCGAGAAGGAUGCGGUGUUGCCGAUUUUCCUGGUGGCCUAUACGCGAGAGGCUGAGUGA
Molecule: messenger RNA, 2667 nt
Organism: Symbiodinium natans
Lineage: Eukaryota; Dinophyceae; Suessiales; Symbiodiniaceae
Source: the annotation of a GenBank genome assembly